Messenger RNA from Engraulis encrasicolus (European anchovy), 1530 nucleotides. RefSeq names its product free fatty acid receptor 2-like. Bases 7 to 1530 code for a protein of 507 amino acids. The transcript has 3 exons. NCBI's taxonomy places the organism in Eukaryota, Metazoa, Chordata, Actinopteri, Clupeiformes, Engraulidae. The record is from RefSeq and is a predicted model, not a curated record. Gene Ontology annotation, cellular component: plasma membrane. Gene Ontology annotation, biological process: G protein-coupled receptor signaling pathway; cellular response to fatty acid. Gene Ontology annotation, molecular function: G protein-coupled receptor activity.
UCCGCCAUGUCGGUGAGUCAGAUCCUGUUGUGUGUCUACAUCGUCACUUUCAUCCUUGGCUUUCCCGCCAACAUCCUGGCAUUCUGCACCUUCUGUGUGAAGGUGCGCCGCAAGCCGGCCCCCAUGGAUAUCCUCCUGCUCAACCUUACCAUUUGCGACCUCAUCUUCCUCAUCUUCCUCCCCUUCAAGAUGAAGGAGGCGGCGGACGGCAUGGAGUGGUACAUGGACUACAUCCUGUGUCCCGUCGCCAGCUUCUUCUUCUUCUCCUGCAUCUACACCAGCACCUUCAUCCUUACGGCGGUGGCUGUGGACCGCUACCUGGCCGUGGCCUUCCCCAUCAAGUACAACGUGUGGCGCCGGCCGCGCUACGCCAUCAUUGUAAGCGUUUGCUUCUGGCUGGUGUCCGCAGCCAACCUCAGCAUCACAUACAUAGUCCCCCUCAUGCAGCUAUCGGACAACGACACCGCCACCGGCAGCAGCGUCGCGCCACCAGAAAGCUCGAAGCCCAGGAAGUGCUACGACAACUUCGAGAACGGCCAGCUGACCAUCAUCACCAGCGUGCGGCUGGAGCUCUUCCUGGUCCUCUUCCUGGCGCCCUUUCUCAUCUGCUGCUUCUGCUACAUCAACUUCAUCCGCAUCCUGUCGCAGCUGCCCAGCAUCUCGCGCCAGCGCCGUCUACGGGCCGUGGGGCUGGGCGUCGUCACGCUGCUGGUCUUCACCGUCUGCUUCGGCCCGUACAACAUCUCGCACGUGGUCGGCUACUUCCACCACCGCAGCGAGGAUUGGCGCCACCUGGCGCUCAUUUCCACCACGCUCAACGCCUGCCUGGACCCCUUCAUCUUCUACUUCUCCUCGGCCGUGGUGCGCAAGGCUAUCAGCUGCACCCUGCGUGGCGUCAGGGACAAGCUGCACCUGCUGCGUUGCUGCAUUGCAGGGCGGGUGGCGAGCUGCUGCUGCUGCCGCUAUCCACGGCGGCCUCCUGUGGUGGUGCCCCCUACUGGACUGGCUGUGGAGAAGCAGGUUGAGAUUGCGAUAGAAAUGGAGCUUGAUGAAGUCGAUGUGAGCAAGGAGAUUAAGCCUGAGGUUGACUUGGAGACUAAACCUGACGAACACGAAGAGGCUAAACCUGAUGUACUCAAGGACACUAGACCCGAGAUAGACAUAGAGAUAGAAGAGACUUGCCCUGGAAUGGACACAAAGACAGAAUCUGACAUGAACAUUGAGGUGAAGAACACUAAAUCUGACAUGCGCAAGGAAAUUAAGCUGGAUAUAAUCAAGGAGACUAAAGCUGAUAUAGACAUGGAGACUAGCCCUGACAUGCGUAACGAGACUGAGCCUGAUGUACUCAAGGAGACUAGACUUGAUGUAGACAAAGAGACUAGCCCUGGCCUGGCCAUGAAGAAUAAAUCUCACAUGGACAAUGAGACUGCUGAUAUAGACCUGGAGGCUAGACCUGAUGUACUCAAGGAGACUAAAUCUGAAAUGCACAAAGGAUGUAGUAGUCCCACCAGCCACUUGGAAAGACUUUGA